CGAGUCGCCUCAUUGCCAUGCUCCUCCGUUGCCGCACAAUCAUUCGCUAGCACUUUUCAUUAACUCGCCCUUCAUUGCUGCGCAGAAAAGUGCAGAAUAGAGUAAUCCCGCAAAUCAUACAAGCGGGAUCUUCUAGUGAAAUCGACGCAGUCUGCUCUGUCCCGCAGUCCACCAUUUCAGAAUCACAUCGGAGCGAAUGCGUACCCGCGUAGUAUUUGUUGGGAUAGGGGGGGCAACGUGCUCGGGUAAGACGACCCUGGCGAAACACCUGAGAUCCAUCCUGCCGGGGAGCGUGAUCUUGCACCAAGAUGACUUUGCACCGCCGCAAGAGCUUAUCCCGAUACACCCAGAGCACAAGGUGCAGGAUUGGGACAGCGCAGAGGGCGCCAUUGACUGGCCGCGGAUGGUGAAGACGCUUGCGGAGGUCAAGGAGACGGGGGUGAUCCCGCCUGAACACUAUUCCCAUGAUCAUCUCAACGAGCAGAAGGAUGUGCCUCUCGAUCCGGAGGUGUUCGAGCGCUGGCGCGACGUCUUCAUUCGAAUAGAAGAGGAGCGCGAGAAGGCAGGAGAGAAGAUAAUGUGGGUCCUGGUUGAUGGCUUCCUUUUGUACUGGCAUCCAGACGUCAUAAAGCAACUGGACGUCCGGAUAUUCCUCAGAGUACCGCAUGACACGCUGAAGCAACGUCGACAUGAGAGACAUGGCUAUCACACAGCAGUGCAAUCCGACCCAGAGGGCACGCUCUGGCGCGACCCGCCGCAGUACUGGGAGCAGAUCGUGUGGCCGGCGUACGUCGCGGCACACGCGGGGAUGCUGGAAGGGGGCGACGUCGAGCACGGGCGCCCGAACGGGACAGUGCCUGGGCUCAUCUUGAUAGAGGGGCUCGAGACGAACAUGGAUGUGAUGGUGGACAGGGUGUGUGCGCGGCUGCAAGAGGAGAUUGCUCGCUAG
Molecule: messenger RNA, 949 nt
Organism: Laetiporus sulphureus 93-53
Lineage: Eukaryota; Fungi; Basidiomycota; Agaricomycetes; Polyporales; Laetiporaceae
Product: P-loop containing nucleoside triphosphate hydrolase protein
Exons: 7
Coding region: 197-949 (250 amino acids)
Cellular component (GO): cytoplasm
Source: RefSeq, a predicted model, not a curated record